Molecule: messenger RNA, 716 nt
Organism: Cucurbita pepo subsp. pepo (vegetable marrow)
Lineage: Eukaryota; Viridiplantae; Streptophyta; Magnoliopsida; Cucurbitales; Cucurbitaceae
Source: RefSeq, a predicted model, not a curated record
AUCAACCCCUUUUGUUCUCUUUCAUUACCCUAUCACUUACUGCCCACUUUUCUGGACACAAAUAAUCAACCCAUUCUCUCUCUCUCUCUCUCCAUCUCUCCCAUGAACUCUCUCUAUCCAUUAAUGGCGAAACACGAAGAACACGAAGAACACGAAGAACAACAUCCCGAUCUUAAACUCUAUAUCUUCCCCUCUACCUCCCAAGUUGCAGCUGCUUCUUCACACCUUGCUUUUGCCACUUGCUUUACUUCUAGUGCCACUCAACAUGAUCAUCAAAGAAUGGAUCUUCAUCAUCAUCAAAACCAGGGUGAAAAAAGCAUUGAUGGAUCAAGAACAGAUAUUGAUCAUCAAGAACAGCAACUAGAUGAGUAUCAAAUCAAAAAAGGAGAUAAUGGGUCAGCUGCAAAAUACUGGAUGUCUUCAAAGAUGAGAUUGAUGCAAAAGAUGAUGAAAGUUGGCGGUGGAAAUUCAGAUCAGGCGGCGGCGGCGGCGGUGGCGGCGGCUGGUAGAAGAAGCAAUAAUAAUGAAGGAAGAUCAUGUUGUAGUUCAAAUGGUGUUAGGGUUUGCAGUGAUUGUAACACCACGACAACUCCUCUAUGGCGCAGUGGUCCUCAAGGCCCUAAGGUCAUUCCCCUUCUCUAUCUGACAAAUUACUUUAAUUUUACUGUCCCAAAACCCCAAAAAAAUUAAACCCUUUUUGUAUAUUUCUACUACAA